GCCUGCUUCCAUGCGUGUCGGGAAUGCAUCUCGUACCCAUACCCGUACCUUACGCCUGUUUUGUAUAUUCGUUCGGGUGCGUGUUGGACUCAGCCCGGGCGCUGAUGGAGGUGCUGCGUGGUAGAGUGCGGCAUGCCAUGGCAGCGGCGAUGGUGGCGGCUGCGGUGCAGGGCCUGGCGGCGGCAACGGCGGCGGCGGCGCCUUCGGCGGUGGCGCAGCAGGGCCUGGCGGCGGCGGCGGCGGCGCUGGCCCUGGCAGUUGCGGCGGUGGCGCAGGGCCUGGCGACUGUGGCAGCGGCGCAGGGCCUGGCGGCGGCGCAGGGCCUUGGCCCGGCGGUGGCGGCGUGCAUGUCCGUAGCGGAGGGGGCAGGCAAGGCCACGUGGAGGAGGAGAGCGCGGCGCCGCCCGAGAAGCGGCGCCGGCCAGCAGGUUGAGACCUGCCGGUGUCUGGUUUGCAGUCUUUGCUGGCGAGCAUAGCGUGGCACGGUGUGGUUUGGUUUGCUGCCUGCUGUGCUUGUGCUUGACAGCGGGACGCAGCUGGCACAUGGUGAUAUGGCGGGCACUGCCUGUACGAACUGACCCCGGCUAUGCCUUGGAGAUGAGCAGGGCUCAACUGACUUGCAGGGGGUCCGUUCUGUAGCUAGAAGAAGCCGGCGCGCGCCCUAUCAGGACCGCUCCGAUUGUUGGGCUCAGCCAAUCGGGCUAUUCGGCACGGCCCUCAGCGGCCAUGCCUGAAGCCCGCUUCAACACUACGGUAGUCAAUAAGCGGUCCAGAGGCCGGUCUUCGAAGCACAUCCGCCUGAUGAAGCAGUCAAUUAGAAAGGGAAGACAAAGGGAUGGUGUAGCAAAGAUGAAACAAGAGAAUGGAGACGGAGAAGGGGUCCAGGGAUAGAGCUGUUGAGACACGCAAGUCAUGGCUGAGCAAUCUUUUUGGGGC
Chlamydomonas reinhardtii is the source of this 936-nucleotide messenger RNA. RefSeq lists its product as uncharacterized. The record is from RefSeq and is a predicted model, not a curated record. The transcript has a single exon. Bases 105 to 476 code for a protein of 123 amino acids. NCBI's taxonomy places the organism in Eukaryota, Viridiplantae, Chlorophyta, Chlorophyceae, Chlamydomonadales, Chlamydomonadaceae.